AUGACUAAUGAUGCUCUUCUCUUAGAUGCAAUAAUUUAUCUUAAUGUGAUCUCAUUCAGCGACGGCAGAACAGAAGAAUAUAAGAAGGAAAUUGGAAUUGAGGGUGAGAAGAAGGGAGAGAUGGAAAGUGUGUGUGUGACAGGAGCAGGAGGGUUCAUUGCCUCCUGGCUUGUCAAGAUGCUCUUGAGCAGAGGCUACACUGUAAAAGGAACAGUCCGCGAUCCUGAUGAUAAAAAGCAUAAGCAUCUGAAAGAGUUGGAAGGAGCAGAAGAGAGGCUUGAGCUUGUGAAGGCUGAUAUUCUGGACAAUGACAGUUUGAUAGCAGCAAUCAGAGGGUGCAAAGGGGUCUUUCACACAGCUUGCCCUAUCAUUGAAGAUCCGGUGCAAGUAGUUGAGGCCGCUGUGCAGGGCACUGUAAAUGUAUUGAAGGCCAGCAAAGAAGAGGGAGUGAAGCGUGUGAUACUUACGUCCACCAUUGGUGCCAUUUACCUUGACCCCAACAGGAAUCCGCAACCCAUUGUCGAUGAAGACUGCUGGAGCGACCUUGAUUACUGCAUUCAAACCAAGAAUUGGUAUUGCUAUGCAAAGACAGUGGCAGAGAAAGCUGCGUGUACUUAUGCAGAAGAGGUGGGUAUGGAGUUGAUAAGGAUUAAUCCCAGUAUUGUGUUGGGUCCUCUGCUCCAGCCCACUAUGAAUGCCAGCACUGCUCAUGUUUUGAAAUACUUAACUGGGUCGGCGAAGACAUAUGUUAAUGCAACUCAGGUUUACGUGGAUGUGAGAGAUGUGGCGAGAGCGCAUAUACUGCUCUAUGAAACACCUUCUGCCUCUGGUCGAUAUCUUUGUGCAGAAAGAAGCUUGCACAGAGAAGAGCUUGUGGAUAUGCUAGCACAAAUGUUCCCACAAUACCCACUUCCUACCAAGUGUUCGGAUGAGGUAAAUCCAAGGAAAGUGGGAUACAAAUUCAGCAAUCAAAAGCUAAAGGAAUUGGGUCUCUCAUUUACUCUCAUAAAACAGUGUUUGGCUGACACAGUAGGCAGUCUGAGGGACAAGGGCUUUCUUCCCUAGCUAUAUGAGAUCAGUAUUAAGCCAUAUCAUUCAAGAAAAUCAAAUCUUGUUGCCCUGGACACUAUUCUCACGUUUUUUAAGAGUUGGAUUCAACAUUGCAAAUUAGUAUGCAUUUCAAAGAUUUUUUUUUUCGAUAUAUUUAUGAUGUUGGAGUCUUGCAUUUAACAAGACUUCAUUUUUUUAUGGGCUCUUCAUUCUUGAUGGGCUCAUGAGGACCUUUUAAUUUCA
Cryptomeria japonica (Japanese cedar) is the source of this 1293-nucleotide messenger RNA. RefSeq names its product cinnamoyl-CoA reductase 1-like. Gene Ontology annotation, molecular function: oxidoreductase activity, acting on the CH-OH group of donors, NAD or NADP as acceptor. NCBI's taxonomy places the organism in Eukaryota, Viridiplantae, Streptophyta, Pinopsida, Cupressales, Cupressaceae. The coding region runs from base 1 to 1065 and encodes 354 amino acids. The transcript has 7 exons. The record is from RefSeq and is a predicted model, not a curated record.